AGCCAGUUUGGAAUAAGUCAUAAUGAGCUCAUUAAGGAAUUAAAUCGGAAUAUUUAAAUAUUAAAUAAAUUAAAGCAAAUAUUAACAAUAGUCUAGUUAACUACUUAAUCGACAAUAUUUUAAAUGUUAGCACUCAUACAUACAUAUAUGUAUGUACAUACAAAUAAAUACAUACAUAUGUAUGUAUGUAUGUGUAUGAAUAUUCCGCAAAUCUUAAAAUCAUUCAAGGGCGCUUGUGUUCUUGUCAGAACUAUCAACAAACUAAACAUCGGUAUAUAAAACCGCGAAAUACUUUGUAAUGCUUAGUAUUUAGUUAGUUUGCUGAGUGGGAAGCGUGCUAGUUUUAUUGGUGAAGAUGUUCAAGUUUUUUUCAAUAUUGCUCGGCUUAGUGCCAUUUCUUGCACUUCAAGUGUUGGCUGGUUUUCCUAAUGACCCAAAGCCAUGCCAGUACGGUGACAGAGCUUGUUUAAUGAGUACUAUUGAAUACCUGAUGCAUAACAAGUCUCAAGGCUUCGCCUCGCUAAAUUUAGUUAAGACCGAGCCUUUAAGAGUUGCAAAGAUGGUAAUGAAGCAAGGUGCUGAGAGUCCAGUCAACAUUGAUUUGACCUUUAUCAAUAACGAUAUAACUGGCUAUAGCAGAAUCAAGAUGAAAGAUGUGAAGGGCUUCGGAAAAGAUUUAGGAACAAAGCACGAUCUUUACGCUGUCGCGCCUGUCCUCAGCAUGAUUGGCGAUUACACAAUUAAAGGACGUGUACUAGUGCUACCGAUAACCGGCACUGGCAAAAGCAAUAUCACAAUGGUUAAUGUACGAAUUCAUAUUCGUUUUACUGGCGUUCCAAUGGAGAAACCAGACGGUCUAUACAUGAAGGUGAAGGAUGUGCGUUUAGAUGUGCAGCCAGAUAGAAUGAUUUUCAAUUUUGACAACCUUUUUAAUGGUGACAAGAUGCUGGGUGAGACGAUGAACGGUUUCCUCAACGAAAAUUGGAAGGAUAUUUAUCAUGAGGUGCGAGAUAGCUUCAACGAAGCUUUUGCCCAAAUUUUCACCACCGUUAUAGACACAGUGUUUAGUAAAUAUCCUUAUGAGAGGUACUUUACGGAAUGAAAUUCUAUUUUAAGACUUUUCUUUAUUUAUUUUAUGUAAAAUCAGUUUAAGUAUAA
Messenger RNA from Rhagoletis zephyria (snowberry fruit fly), 1158 nucleotides. Its product is annotated as protein takeout-like. Lineage: Eukaryota; Metazoa; Arthropoda; Insecta; Diptera; Tephritidae. The record is from RefSeq and is a predicted model, not a curated record. Gene Ontology annotation, biological process: multicellular organismal reproductive process.